AAGAUGGAACAACUAUUAGAAGAAGGUAUAGAUGUGAUCAAGGCGAAUCAAGGAAAUAUGAAUCAAGAUCCUUAUUACUUACAAAAGAAAAAGAAGCAACUUACAGCAUGUCAUUUAGAAGAUUCUGGCAUGCAAUCACUUGAUACAAGUUUUGCUAUUGCUACUUCACAAGUAAAGAAAGAAAGAGAGGCAAACAAGAGAUUAGAAGAGAAACUACAAAAAUUGAAAGAAAAGCACCGCAUUCAGCAUAUGUUAAUGUUAACUAAUACUGGCUCAGCUUUGAGCAGGAUUAGAAGAGGAAUGAGAAUGGAGAUAGAAGAAUUGAUAUUAUAUUUAACAGCAAAUAAAUCUGAUUUAGAGGAUCAGAAUGCAGCAAUAGUAGAGAAUAAGAGAGAGAUAGAGUAUUUGCAAGAACAAAUAUCAUCAACUAGUGUACAGUUACUUAUGAAAAGAAAAGAGAAUGAAGCCAUGAAAGCUGAUAUAAAGAAAGAAAAACAGAUUCUUUCCAAUCAAGUGAAACUAUUGUAUGAGAAAGAUGAAGUAAAGGAGAAAGAUCCUAAGGUUGCAGUUCCUGAAAAGAUGGAAGAAUCCACUGAGAAAAAAAUAUUACCAACUGACACACUCCUCUUUGACCAACCCUGGUUUCAUGCUGAGUUAACUAGGAAUGAUGCUGAAAUGUUGUUGGAUGAUUACAAAGACAUUCCAGGGGCUUUUCUUGUAAGAGAACCUGCAAGCAGCACAAACUAUGCCAUAUCAUUUAUUUUCCAACAAGUGUGUAAUCAUAUGAUGAUUCAGCAAAAGUUUAAAGAAGGGAAGAUGAAGUAUUAUCUUUUCCGUUAUCAUCUUAAGUUUGAUUCAAUCUUUGAACUGAUUGAGUAUUAUCAUCAAUAUCCAAUAAUAAUGGGUCAGACUCAAAAUACUUUUGUGAUGCUCACUGUUGCUGUCCCUAAAAUAAAUGACUAUGAAGCAAGGCCAUGGUUUAGUAAUGUUUCUAAAAUAGAAGCUGAGGAUAUGUUAAACAGUGUGUUACUUGAUGGUGCCUUCUUAGUGCGUCCAUCUAGUCAAGAAUCUGAGGAUGGAAAGAAGGCAUUGGCUAUUAGCUUAAGAGGCAAUGAUAAAAUAUGUCAUAUCAGAAUUACUAAGGAUGGGGAGCAGUUCACAAUUGGAGGACCAGCAGGAUUUACCUUUGGCAACCUAAUAGAAUUGAUAUACUAUUACAAAUAUCAACCAAUUUAUCUUAACACUAAGCUUACACAUCCCAUCAACAAAGAGAUACUAGAGCAGAAAACUUCAAGUGCAUUAAUGCAGAGCCCUCAUUUACAUGUAUACGAGUCUAUUAAGGAGCAUCCUAUCACAGUACAUGCAUUAUAUGACUUUAAAGCAAGAAGAGCAGAUGAGCUCUCAUUUGAAUGUGGAGCUGUUAUCACUAAUGUUGAGAAGAUACAUGAAGACUGGUGGCGUGGGGAGUACAAAGGAUCUAGAGGUGUGUUUCCUGCAAGUUACGUCAAAGAGAUUUUGUAAACCAAGAAACCAGAAUGCACUAUGAACUUGUAUUAAAUUUAAAUUUCUAAUCAAUAAUACUUUUGAAAUAGAUAGGUGUAUUUUUUACCAUCAUAAACUGAAAA
Molecule: messenger RNA, 1625 nt
Organism: Amphimedon queenslandica
Lineage: Eukaryota; Metazoa; Porifera; Demospongiae; Haplosclerida; Niphatidae
Product: 1-phosphatidylinositol 4,5-bisphosphate phosphodiesterase gamma-2-like
Exons: 14
Coding region: 4-1521 (505 amino acids)
Biological process (GO): cell migration; enzyme-linked receptor protein signaling pathway
Cellular component (GO): cytoplasm
Molecular function (GO): receptor tyrosine kinase binding; signaling adaptor activity
Source: RefSeq, a predicted model, not a curated record